GUAGCAGCUGACGCCAUUCACGUGACCGGCCCCUUCCCGCGGUGCGAGCAAGUGACGGUCGCGAGCGAUACAAUCACAACAACAACAACAAUCACCAGCGGCAAUUAUAACAACUAUGCUUGCCUCUGGUCAUUCAUGGUGACAAUUAUAACGAUGACGGCUAGACCGUGUCGAUCUGCUGCUUGCGAGUUUUAAGCCAGGCAACUUUCAGGCGUGGCGGCCACGGAGUGAGUGGAACGCGGCGACUUUGUGGACCUGAAUUCAACCAGUGUUGUUGUUCAUGAGGGCACAGGGCCAUGGCAUCCAGCAAGUACCAAACGGUUGUGGAGGGGGAGGCCUCGGAGACCGACUCAGAUGAGGAGGUGUGUACCACUUCAGUAUCAGCAGAACCCAGCGCAUGCGUGCUGGUCACAGGAGAGGCUUCCGAAACGGACGAGGAUGAAGGGGAGGAAGCAGAAGAAGAGGUGAAAGCUGCCCAUAACAACGGUCUGAUACAACACGAGGACCUGACCUCGCUGACAGGGCAAGGUGCCAUCUCAUCGUUGACUGUGGAGAGGAGACCCGGGAGGGUGGAGAUCUGCGGCGAGACAGAAGUGCCCGCGCAAAUCUCCCGGCCACCGGGGACGAGGAGUUACAACACGCUGCUGCAACUGAAGCUCCGAGAAAGCAAUGCGCGUCUGCGGGGUGACGUGGCCGAGAUGGUGCGCAAGGCAUACACCACGGCCGCCAGGGACGUGCGCAACACCACGCAGCGGCUGGGCGACUCACAGGUGGUCAUCAUAGAGGCGUCAAACAGCCUGCACCAAGCCCUGGACAACCUACACAGCAUCCGCGACAAGAUGGACAUCAUCACCAGCUGCAAUUUGCUGCCAGAAAUCCACCUGCCUGCCGAGUACAAGCCUUCCUGAUGCCUCUCACUGAAGGGUUAUCUUAUACACCUGAAUAAAUACAAAUAUACAAAUCCCAGGAACACGUUUGUUGAAUUCAUAUAACAUGUUUUUCAAUGUAUUUGUUGAUUUGUCUUGGUCCAUGUAAUGUAUAAAUAAAUAGUUUUGCAGAAUUAAUGUAUCAUUAUGCAAUGCAUAACUAUACUGUUUAUGCAAUGCAUACUGUUAUUGCAUUGCAUAAACAGUAUGUUUUGUAAUCGGUGGCACAGUGGUUAUGACCAAGACUAACGUAAAUCGUGAAUGAUAUGUGAACCUAUCAUAGUCAACCCUGGCUGACCAAGAGCCCCCAUGAGCAACAGGGGAGGCCUUCCGGAAUUGUUUGGCAAGGGCUAAAAUCAUGAUGGUAGAAUCCAAAAUAUUUAAGCAAUGAACAAUAAUUUUUAUUUGAUCCUUAAUUAUGUGUCAGUGCAAGACAAAUGGCUUGAAUUACUUAAACAAAUUAUUUGGUGUGUUUUCUUCCGUUUUUUGAAGCAGCAGCAAUUUGUAAAAGAGGUGUAUCUCAAUUUUCACUUGAUUGUUGCCAGAUGUGAAAUCCUCAAAAUGCUGGGUACUAUACUGCAUUUGAUCAAUUCUAAAAUGCCUUAUAGGUCACUUAAAUGUUUAAAGGUUAUGCUUUACAACAAUGUGUACCUCUAGACAUUUAUUUUUAUCCCCCCUCCACCGAGUGUAUUGUUAUUCUGCCUGUGUAAUUUCUAUUGAGAUAUGUGCACCUACAAUGUGAAUGGGUCGUGCACCUCAUCACCUAAUGUAGGUGUUAUAUGAUAUGUCCUGAACUGUAAUGUAUCUCCUAAACCAUAUGCGAGUUCUGUCGAGUUAUCACGUGUACGUUUGAAUAUGCAGUUUUGGAGAUAUGGACGGUGAAAUAAAUAUUGCACUGCAUGGCCUUGUUCAAUGAA
Lethenteron reissneri (Far Eastern brook lamprey) is the source of this 1843-nucleotide messenger RNA. RefSeq names its product biogenesis of lysosomal organelles complex 1 subunit 3 (gene BLOC1S3). Lineage: Eukaryota; Metazoa; Chordata; Hyperoartia; Petromyzontiformes; Petromyzontidae. Gene Ontology annotation, cellular component: BLOC-1 complex. The record is from RefSeq and is a predicted model, not a curated record.